AUGGACGAUGAGGCGACCCAGCAGCAACAGUUGAAUGUCGGGUCGCUCGCCGGCGCCGGCCGUGGUGGCCACGUGCUCGCGGAUUUCUGCCCCCGAGAGGUGACCUUUCGGCGCAGCGAUGAACGUGAUGGCGUGGAAGACGUAGAGGCCGCGCAGCCGCUGGCGCUUGGUCCAGACGAAGAUUUGCCCUCCUCAGGCAGCAAGGCAUCUAAUUUCCUGCAUUUCAUUGUUUUCAACCUAAUUUUGCAAAAGAGAAGAGGAGGAAAAAGAGCCACAAUAGUAACAGUACCACCAAUAUUUUGUCCCAAAGAUUAUGUUUGCAACCAGGCUGAUCUUGACAUUAUUGAGCCUAUUAAAAAAAUCCCUUAUAAACCUGGAAAGGAACAAGUUGUGCUCAUCGACGAUGCUUUCAUAGACAGGAUGAACAUGGAGUGCCUUUUUCAGCCGAAUGCAUUUUUAAAUGAUCAGGUCAUAAAUGCAUACAUUACCUUAUUAAGGGCUCAAGACCAUCUGAAGUUGAGGGCAUGUGGUAAGGUCCUCCUAGAGAAUUCUCUUAUCUCCAGUAUCCUCAAGAGGGAUGGUGAUGAUAAAAUUAAAAUGGAGGACCUAUAUCCCAUGCAUGACGAGAAUGGAAUUAGCACCAUUGAGCAAAGGGUUUUAUCGUACCUGGACCAUGACAUGGUGUUUAUUCCAAUAAACAUUGAACACACCCACUGGUAUCUUGCCGUGGUUAAUGCCAAAGAGUACGAGAUACAAGUGCUUGAUUCAAUGGGCACUAUAUUUGGUCGUCAAGGCCUAAUUCUUACUAUCAAGGGAAUGCAGAAACAAAUAGACAUUGUAUCGCAGCACAAGAAUCUUAAAGAUCACAAGUGGCCGAACAUCCAGUAUGUUGAACACUGGAAUGGAGAAGGUCUGAACAACAUAACUCAGGAAGAUAUGACACAAUUCAGGACAAAGUUGGCUGAUAUUUUAUUGUCGUCAGAGUUAAACAAGAGAAAGGGAUGUCUGUUAGUCAAAGUUGACGAUGAAGCAAUUGGAAGUCCAUCUGAUGUUGAAAUACUACAGAGUCCUAAUAGUCUAUGCAAGAGGAAAAAGUAUCAUCAAACUUCUGCAGCAUGCUCUCCUGAUAGAGCUAUGGACCCUUUUUUAUUGUGUGGCCUUUCCACGUUUGACAUGCCAAUGACCAAGGAAGAUUUGACAGAUAUGUUGUGUGACUAUAUCAUGACAAUUAAUGAUGCUGAGACAUUGGAGACCAUUUGGUUACGGAGCUUCCAACCUUACAAUGUCUCCGUAACAGUACGUCAACUCCAAGCAUCACUAAGGAUGAAACAACCGAUGCCCAAAGAAUGUUUCAACAUUGGUGUGCGGCUUCUUGCAUACAGUGAGAAUAAAAGGUUGACAAGUGCUAAUGUGAAGGUUUCAAAGCAUUACAUGGACCUGAGAUUCUACCUUAAUGUUCAAGAGUUGGCUAAAUCAUUAGAAACUUGGCCAUAUAUGAAAUAUGAUGCCUCACGUUACAGAUUUGUAAGGAUAUUUCUCUAUGAUUAUUGUGAGCCCUUUUUCGAAAUUCUAAUUCCUAUCAUUUUGUGGGUUCUUAUGCCAUGGAGAAAAGGAGGCAUUUUUAACCUUUUUGUGCUGGACCGUGAGAAAAAAACUCUAAGCGUGCUUGAUCCUACUCCUAUUCCUGAUUGGUGUAAAGAUAUGCCAUACAAGUACUAUGUGCGUAAAAUCAUCGAUAUUUCCAACUAUUAUAGACGUGCAACAGGAGUGAAAGCAAAUGAACGUCCUAUUAAUGUCUUCCAUUGGAAACAUAUACUCCAAAGUGGCAUUCCAAUCAUAGAAGAUAGGAAUUUAUCUGCCCUCAUCGUUCUGCAAUUCAUGUUCGCAUGGAACAAUGGACAUUUCAUGCCAAUCUCUACGGUGUUGCAAAUCCUCAGGCAUGUUUGGGCAGAUAAAACAAUUCAACCGCAAGUCAAAACCUUUGCCUGGAGACUUCUUAGACUUGCACUUGGAACAGCUUGCAGGGUCCAUGGGAUUAUUCCGGCGGUCGAUGAUAAAUGCUCUCGUUGCGGGAGCCCUGGAGAUGACAAUCAUCUAUUUUUUGGUUGCAACUUUGCUCGAGCUGUCUGGUUUGCUUCGCCCAUUGGCCUUAGAGCCGAUGCCUUACCACAAACAGGUCACAGAUUCCACUCCCAGAUUACUGCUGUGUUGCAGCAGAGGCCAUCUCAAGCUACUGCAGGUAGCGAUUCCAUAGGUAUUGGAACCAUUGGAGGCUGA
This is a messenger RNA of Miscanthus lutarioriparius, 2277 nucleotides long. The record is from the annotation of a GenBank genome assembly. Lineage: Eukaryota; Viridiplantae; Streptophyta; Magnoliopsida; Poales; Poaceae.